Messenger RNA from Anopheles aquasalis, 8515 nucleotides. Its product is annotated as neuronal acetylcholine receptor subunit alpha-7-like. NCBI's taxonomy places the organism in Eukaryota, Metazoa, Arthropoda, Insecta, Diptera, Culicidae. Gene Ontology annotation, biological process: monoatomic ion transmembrane transport. Gene Ontology annotation, cellular component: postsynaptic membrane. The record is from RefSeq and is a predicted model, not a curated record. Gene Ontology annotation, molecular function: transmembrane signaling receptor activity; acetylcholine-gated monoatomic cation-selective channel activity.
CCCUUCGAUCCUACCGGCAAGGCAGCCUACAGCACCACACCCACACCUCACAGUGGCUCCCGGUAGCCGACAGCCUGCCAGGCCAGGACACAGAACAUGCACACACAGUAACCGUAACAACAAACAAACAACGAGACGAGAAGCGGCAGGCCGCAAACCCCACACUCACACACCCAUUCCUACCCACCACUACACUGUGGCUGCCGGAUAAGGGUCUACUAAAGCUUCUCAGCAAACAAGAACGGCUUCCACUACUACUACUACUACUACUACUACUACUACUACUUGCUCAACACUGGCGUGCUACAGUAGUGCUCGAACUCGACCCUGUAUGUGUGUAUGUGCGCGUGUGUGAGUAAAGAGUAGUUUGCUUGUGUUUCUUUUUUUUGGUUUCGCUAACGUCCUUCCUUUCCGGCUGCGUGCGUGUGUGUGUCAGUGUAACAGUGUUUGUGUUUAUUGCGUGUGUGCGAGCGCGCGCGCGCGCGCAUGUGCCAACCUUGGACCCUUUUCCUGUCCUGCCCUCUGCGCGAUCGACGCGAACGCGAACCACUUCAACUUUGCUCUCCCCUCCGAACGACCGGUGUUUGUGUGCGUUUCUGUUCCGCGGUGCUCCCUCGCCCCCUCCCCUCGGCAACGGACGCGCGCGGUUCCGAACGAUCCGACAGUGCGCGAGCUUAACCAGCUGGUAUCGAUUCACCUACUCGAUCAAUCAACGUAAAACCGGAAGAGAAAAGCAGAAAAAACAGAGAAGGAAAGAGAUAGAUAGGAAGAGAAAAAAGAGAGAGCAACAGAGAGAGCAAGAGAGAGAGAGAGAGAGAGAGAGAAGGAAAGAAAGAGAAAAGAAAAAGGAAAGAAAAACGAGCCUGAUGAUGUGUACGAGUAACUCGUGCGCCACUGCCACUGGAUCACCGUCCACGAUGGUCUGCGCCGGAAGCGGAACCGACCGGAAGAAGGAAGUAAAGUGAAGCGUUUUCUAUUCUUCUAACUUCCAAACAAAACCACCACCAACCCCCGACCCCCCCAAAAACAUUCUAUUUUCCCACGAUUACUACUACUACUACUACUACUACUACUAUUACUACCACUACUACUAUUACUACCACCAAAACCAACAACAACAAAAGCGGCAAUGCGUGCUCUUAAAAACCAACUCUAACUCCCUGCACACUUAAACGCUCGCUGGAGAAGCCAUUAAAACCCGUGAACGAGAAGGAAGAAGAAAGUGAGAGAGUAAGCGAGAGAGAGAGAGAGAGAGAGCGUGAGAGAGAGAACGAGAGAAAGAGAGCGAAAGAGAAAGGAAAACAAUAAAUUAAUCUAAAAACAACAACAACAAAACCACAAAACAAAGCAAAACCCUCACUACUCCCUUUGCCAUCCCGCAAAAUCCUCCUCUGAAAAAGAAAAGAAAAAAAAACGAAUCCCUCUUCCACACCCCACCAAACCACAUCCACAUACCUGCGCCCCACACCCUGUUUCCUGUGAGUGAGGAUCGCCCGGCAUGAUGAGGUGCCACUAAACUGCGAAACAAACUGCGAACUGUUAAAUCAAAACGAACGAAUAGAAGAAAAAAAAACCCACUACUACACAACAUUCCCACAUCAACCUGCACACGUACACAGACAAGUUUCGUCCAAGCCACGUCCCUGUUUGCCCAGCUACCACCACCACCCCUUCUCCUAACCAACCCUACCCCCCCCCCCCCCCCCCCCCCCCGGUAAACACCAAUCAACAAUAAACGAACCGAACUAAUAGCGCAAACCGAAUCGCUACCUUUAAUAACCGAAUCAAAUCAAAUCAAAGAGCUUAAAGCCGAAAACCUGUCAAAAGCCGUAAAGCAAACUGACUAAACCGAAACCGAAACAACAGGCAACAACUACUCCAGCAGCACCAACAGCAGCAGCAGCAGCAGCGGUGGGCGUUCGAGCAAGAGAGGUACACACAGCUACUAGGCACUCAGAGCAGAGGGGCAACUGCGGUAGUAAUAGCAGCAGCAGCAGCAGACAGCAUGUGGUAGUGCGGGUCCGAGCCGAGGAUUGCAAAGAAAGUGGCUGUGGCCAACACCAUAACGCUGCACCGGAAACACACCCGAUUUCCAACCCCGCGGUCCCGCAGCUGUUGAACUCCUGCUGACACCUGACCUCAGGCAGGCUGGCCUCGCGCAGGACUCACGAACGGAACGGAAAGCAGAAGUAAAGCAAUCGGCAAGCAGCCGUAGCCAGCCGCAGCAACGCUCUCAAACCCGUUUCGUUCAUAUAAUCCCACAACAACACACGUACACCCACAGCGACAGAGCGCGAUGGUUGAGCGCGCGUACGGGAUGCGUACAAUCAGAAGCAGCCUAGUGUGCAUGGACGUGUGCUACAGUGCCGGUUGUCCGGGAGUCUGCUGACUCGGGAAGCGGAAACGGGAAGCGCAUGCACACAGACAGCAACAGAAGCAGCAACAGCGGUGCAUCAGCAAGCGGGUAAGCGGGGUAACUCGACGCGACGCGAGUUCUACUAGGAGAGAAGCGGCAGCAACAACAUGCACCCCAGAGUGUGACGGACUCGACUCGCAGCAGAGCGCGUUGCAGAGCAGCGCAGUCAGCUCCGCCGACUUCCGCAGGCGCCGACGCAACCAGACGAAGCAGCACGAAAGAAGAACGAGAAGACACGGGGAGCAGAACGCAGAAAGCGCACCAGGCAGCUACAGGAGAAGGGAACAGAGAGCAGUAGACAGAAGGCGAAGGAAGAAGGCAAAAAAGGAACGUACUGAGCCGCAUGCCAGUGGAACGGCACCAGUGCUAGACCACCGGCAGUACCACUGCAAUGGAUCCGACGUACGUGGUGAUGCUGUCGCUGCUGCUGGGGGCGGCGGUGGCGGCGGCGGUGGUAGGGACCGUGGCAUCCCAGGCCUUACACACCCUGCACCACCAGCAGCAGGAGCAGCACUCCGUGGUACCACCCAGCAGCAGCUGGUUAGGGGUAGGGGUGCUGAUCGGUGCCACCUCCACCCUGAUGCUGGCACUGUGGAGCGACCGUCAUCGGCGGUACCACAGCCGUCACCAUCAUCACCAUCACCACCAUCCACACGAAAACCACCACUAUCACCCACCGCACCCGGGGCUGUCCGGUCAGUCCGGUGGUCCGGUAGCCGGCGGGCCGACCCUCCCCGCGGUGAUGAUGCUGAUGUCCGCGGCGAUACGGCGCCCCAUCCGGCACCUGCUACUACCCCUGAUGCUAGGAAUUGCUACCGUUCUGCCAGUAAUCGAUGCCGGCUAUCACGAGAAACGGCUGCUGCACCACCUGCUGGACAACUACAACGUGCUGGAGCGGCCAGUGGUUAACGAGUCCGAUCCGUUGCAGCUCAGCUUCGGCCUAACGCUGAUGCAAAUCAUCGACGUGGACGAAAAGAAUCAGCUGCUCAUCACGAAUAUCUGGCUGAAGCUGGAGUGGAACGACAUGAACGUCCGAUGGAACUCGACCGAGUACGGUGGUGUACGUGACCUCCGGAUACCGCCGCAUCGCCUCUGGAAACCGGAUGUCCUGAUGUACAACAGCGCGGACGAAGGGUUCGAUGGCACGUACCCGACCAACGUGGUGGUGCGCAACAAUGGUUCGUGCCUGUACGUACCGCCCGGUAUCUUCAAGUCGACGUGCAAGAUCGACAUCACCUGGUUCCCGUUCGACGAUCAGCGCUGCGAGAUGAAGUUCGGCUCCUGGACGUACGACGGUUUCCAGCUUGAUCUACAGCUACAGGAUGAGGGUGGUGGUGACAUUAGCAGCUUUAUCACCAACGGCGAAUGGGAGUUGCUGGGUGUGCCGGGGAAGCGGAACGAGAUUUACUACAACUGCUGCCCGGAACCGUACAUCGACAUCACCUUCGCCAUCCUGAUCCGUCGGAAGACGCUGUACUACUUCUUCAACCUCAUCGUACCGUGCGUGCUGAUUGCGUCGAUGGCGCUACUGGGCUUCACGCUACCACCCGAUUCCGGUGAAAAGCUUUCCCUCGGUGUAACGAUCCUGCUGUCACUCACCGUCUUCCUAAACAUGGUGGCCGAAACGAUGCCGGCAACGUCGGAUGCCGUACCACUGCUGGGCACGUACUUCAACUGCAUCAUGUUCAUGGUGGCAUCAUCGGUGGUGUCGACCAUCCUGAUCCUGAACUACCAUCACCGCAACUCCGACACGCACGAGAUGUCCGAAUGGAUUCGCGUGGUGUUCCUGGUGUGGCUACCGUUCAUCCUGCGUAUGAGCCGGCCCGGCGAACCGUAUCCUCAUCCCUGCCGCCCAACGGUCGACGAGAAGAACAAGCAGCUGCAGGAGGUGGAGAUGCGGGAGCGAUCGUCCAAGUCGCUGCUAGCGAACGUACUCGACAUCGAUGACGACUUUCGGUGCAACCAUCGGUGCAGCACACUGCCCCACAACCCCACCUACUACCGGACGAUGUACCGUCAGGGCGAGGAUGGGUCGGUCGGACCGAUCGGUGCCACGGAUACGAUCGGCCGGAGCGCCGGCGCUGGUCUCGGUACGAUUACGGCCGGUGGCGGUGGUGGCGUUGUCGGCGGCGGCGGCGGCGGUGGCCGCCUACACGAGACCGUCUCGUCGCACACCUGCCUCAGCUCGUCCGCCGAGUACGAGCUGGCUCUGAUCCUCAAGGAACUGCGCUACAUUACCGACCAGCAGCUGCGCAAGGAGGACGAGAGCGGAGAGGUAACGCGGGAAUGGAAGUUUGCCGCCAUGGUCGUCGAUCGUCUGUGCCUUAUCAUAUUCACCCUCUUCACGAUCAUCGCCACCCUUGCCGUGCUGUUCUCUGCGCCGCACUUUAUCGUUUCAUAACAACCAUCGGCGAAAACGCUGCAGCCGGGGCCGGCGGGGGUGAGACGAGAUGGGCGACGGCAACAAGAGCACAGUUGUCUGCUGACUGCCUGCUGUUACCAGUGGCGUUGCUACUACUCCUACUACUACUACUACUACUACUACCACUUCUACUAGUUACUACAGCCAAAACUACAACAAGUACUACUAUUACCACUACUACUACUACUACUACUACUGUUUCUUCUUACACUACUCUUACUGUGGAUCGCGGUGGCCAACACGCAGCAGCAUCCAGAGCAGGCGCUCUGCCUCGGCGUCGGCGAGGUGACAGAAGCAAUAGAACCGAAGCGCGCGCACUUCACGAGACUGCUCACUAAUUUUACUCGACACCGUGCUCGGUCGGGGCUAGGCGCCAGAUGAAAAGCCGUCAGCGUCCCAACCAACAGCUGUACACCGUACGCUGCACAAAUCAUAUCCAACAGCCAGACCCGGAGAGCGCGGAUACAAGAAACGGCUUAAAUGGUGCAGCUCGAUUGAUCGAAUCGUUGGGUUACGCUUUCUCUGAACAACGGUAACGAAGAAUAAAAGAAAACUGAAGCACCUGAAGCUGCGCGAAAAUUCGCUCGGCUCUGUCUGACCCGGUCUGGCGGGUUUGGUUUAACUAUUAGAACUCGUUUUUAACGCCACGCGAAAGGCAACACAACACACACAUACACUUACGCACUGAUAUACACUAGUAAAGCAAUAAGCGAAGAGCGUUACGUACCGUAACGUAAGGGAAUAAAAACAUAAUACAUAGAAGAAGAAGAAGAAGAAGAAGACGAGAAGAAGAAGAAGAAGAAAAAGAAGAAGAAGCAAAAUAAGGAGCACAAGACGAGAAACAAUACGACACAUACUAGUAGCACACGCCCACGAGACACACGCUCGUCUAAUGAAUCCCGGUCGAAAACCCAAUGAUGAAGGCGAUAAUCUUCAUCAAACUCUAUUUCUUAUUCCUGAGAGUGAGAGAGAGAGAAGCAGAGAGAGAGAGAGAGAGAAAGAUAAAAAGACAGAGAGAAAGAGAGAGAGUGAAGGAAUGGGUGAAAGAGAAGCGAUUGCGAGAUGAGAGAAGGCAACGUGAGGAAAAGGUCGUUAAAGGGAGCAGCGCUAGCGGUGGCUUAAGUGUACCAUCGUGACGUUUUCCUACACAGACAGACAGACAGACUGGCGGCACUCACCUUGUCGUUGCCAGCAGGUUGGAUUUCGAGAGGAACUAACUAAACACGAUUACCACUACAAAAACCACAGCAACAAAUAACACUAAAACUACUACAACCACUACUAAAACUGCAAACAACAAGUACUGCUACUACUACCACUACCACUACUAUAACAACAAACUACUAACAACACUGUCACGGGGCAAACUUACUAACCACUUGUUUAACGCCGUUAAUGGCAGCUAAGUCUAGUUACUCAAACUGCUAACUAACUACCUAUCAAAAACACUACUCAGCCUCAAACCAACACUUAAAACCCCUACUACAGCGGCAACAACUCAACUUGCAUUGCAUUGCACCGCCCGAAAUGGCUCAAACGGCGUAAUUACCGCGCGCUGUCGACACGAGACAGGCGAUACGACUCGCGCGAUUGCUCCGAGCAGACCAGCAGAUGUUUUAGAUAAAAAGGAAGAGAAAGCGAAAGUGAACGAAGGAAGGGAGCAUAUGAGAAAACACGAAUAAGAAGUAGAAGAAGAAGAGAAAAGUAUGGGUUGGGAAGGAGUCGUGUCGUGGGAAAGAAAGACGUGUAGCCCAGUUGUAGCGUUGGGAAGGAGUCGUGUCGUGGGAAAGAAAGACGUGUAGCCCAGUUGUAGCGUAGAACGAAAAAAAACCGUAGUGAAACAGUUGAUUCUAGCAGCGACGAGCGCGAGUGAGAAUAAUUUGUAAGCGAUGCAGAAGAAAAAACCGGCAGAUGAAGAAGAAAAUAUUAGAGAAACAAAAAAAACAAGACGGAAGAACGGAGGAACAGUAGGAGCAAAGCAGAAGUGACAGUAACACAUAUGGAAACUCUAAAAAAAAAAAAACAACAAGAACACAGCGAAAGAGAAGAGGUGUGUUUCGUUAUUACGUACGUUACGGGUACUGUUUUUGCGUUGUAGCCCAUUUUCAUGUUAGUGCUGUUUAGUGGAGGUAGAGGGGUUGAGGUUGAAGUUGGAAGGAAGUGUUUGGAUGUGAUGUAGCGAAGGAAUCAAUUACGGCAUAGAAUAUAGACCUAGAAUAGACAGUUUACUAUUAUUAUUAUGCAUUGCAAUAAAAUCAUACUCCAAACCAAGCACGCCAAACACACCCACACAAAAGCCACACAUCUCCCCAAAACACACACUAGGUAGAAAGGGGAUGGGGAAGGGGGCACUCGCUACGCCUGGAACUGAUCGGAUCUGUCCCAAAAGCGGUGUGUCACAAGAUGGCAUCUCAACACUGGCAAGCAACCCAGUUAGCCAACUCUACGACCCCUGCCCCCUCCGUUUCCCUUCUCGUUUUCCUGAUUCAUCCCCCCCCCCCCCCCUCAAAACCCAAGUCCCCCACCUCCUCUCGACCCCCCUUUCUCUCGCAGAUCCCAUUUCCGUCGGGUGCGUCAGCUCCGUAGAUAGUUAACAGAGUACAUAUUCAAAACAAGACAGCCAACCAGCCAGCCCAGCCAGCCAGCGCGUGAAAAGGGGUGGUGGGAGGGAAAAGGAGGUCGAGAAGGUUGAGAGGACAUACGGCGCUACGGGCUUUAGAUUUUGUACCAUAGAUUUAAAUGACGACACUGGGCGGCGAACUGGGGGGGUUUUUUUGCGAUGCGAUCGAAGCGCCUGCCACAUCAAACAUACCACACACAAACACAGACACAUACAGACACACCACACGCAACCAAGAAGAUGAAACGGAGCGCAUGCCGAUGCCCAAUGUGCGUGAGUUAAAACAUCUACUUAAGUUGUUUUUUAUAUUUUUUUUAUUUACUAGACACGGGUGACCGUUCCUGAUGAGGGUCUCUAACAGACUGUUCUUAUUGCUACACAUUGUCGAGGAAUUGGGAAUGGGGGAAGGAAGGAGGUAAGAGAUGCCGCACGGCUCAGGUUGCAGCAGCGGAGUUAACUUGCCCCCCUCUAUUGUUGAGGCUCCGUCCGAAAUGCGUCCGAGAUCGUUGGUAACUCGAACGAGGGCUGUUGUGUUUCAGGUGUAGGUGCCGGUGCGUUUAUGUUUAUGGUGGUUCUUCUUCUAAGCCAGAAUGCACCAACGACGAACACGAUGAUGACAAUAAUUGGUGUGCCGAUCAUAUUGCUUAGUGACCAGGUCCAAGACCACGUUAUACUUUUGGUUUGCAAAUUAAUGUGGUUGAUUUGCUUUCUUAGAUCGGCAUGUAGAUCAUGCAAAUGCUCCAAGCUUAAGUUACUUAUGUUGUAUCUGUUUGAUAUCGGUACGCCAUACAACGGCAAGUGGAUCAUUGUGCCUGGCAUGGUUUUUUCUUCAUUAGUAAUCGGAGUGCUGUUGACCGAAAGUUGACAAUUCUUGUACGAUAUCAGAAACGAUCCAGUUAAGUUUCUUUGGGCGAUGCCACAAGUUCCAUUCAGCAGAAACCAUUCGUCCGUGUUGAUUAACACAUGGUCAUUGUUUAGAGAAAUAAUCUCGAGUUUCGCGGGAUUUAGCACAUGGUCGCAUAUUGCAGAUUGUUUCUCCAGGAGCUUCGGUAUGCAC